Molecule: messenger RNA, 1566 nt
Organism: Portunus trituberculatus (swimming crab)
Lineage: Eukaryota; Metazoa; Arthropoda; Malacostraca; Decapoda; Portunidae
Exons: 3
Coding region: 13-1551 (512 amino acids)
Source: RefSeq, a predicted model, not a curated record
GACUCCAGCAGCAUGCCGAGCUAUACGUGUGCUGUUGCUGGUUGUUCCUCUUCUUCGAGGAAACAAAAUGUGGAUGUCAUAGGAUGGAGUGUCUUCCCUAGCAGGAAGAAACAUCCCACGAGAAGGAAAUUAUGGGAAACUAGAUGCAAAAGAGGAGCUGAGUGGCGAGCAACACAGUAUCAUGCAAUUUGCUCUAAGCACUUUGUGGAUUGGCACCAAGAACUCUCAUGCCAGUAUGCCGACCCAGAGCUAUUUGCCUACAAUGACUGGGGCCAGCAGCUACACAAAUACCAGUUUGAGCCAGGCAACAGUGUUCGUGCAGAGGCGGCCAUGCCUUCUUCAGAGGACUCCGAUGGAUGUGUUGGGGACAACCCUGCCCCAGUCAUUCCUGCCAUUGCAGAUAUGCAGGAAGUCCAGAACUACAACCUUGUUGAUGGUGGAACGUCCUCAGUAGCAGCAGUUGAAGGUACAACGAUGUCUGCUAUGUGCCAGCCAGAUGAGGAUCACUCCCACUAUGCAGCAAGUGAUGGUGAUGGUGGUAGUGGUGCUAUGGUGAAACCUGUUGGUGGUGCACUUCAAAAUGAUAAGGGAUUGCCUGUAGAAAAAAGAGUGUGUGAUAUGCAAACUGCAACCAGAGAGAUGAUACUUGCCACAGAUGCAACAGUUUGCACACAUACAGGACUAAAAGACAAAACAGUCCUAAUAAAAAUUUUUGAUAUGAUUUGUAAAUAUGUAAAAGUAAUUGAUUAUUGGAAAGAUCCAAAUACUAACAGAACUGAAGCCAAGAGAGACAGUGUGUCAGGUCAGACUAAAAUAAUUGAUUGGUUUGAUGAAUAUCUAAUGACUCUUGUAUUCAUGAGAGAAGGUUUUUCAAUGAGCAUCUUAAGUACUUUAUUUCAUGUAUCAACUAGUGCAGUAAAUUCAAUUGUUAUAACAUGGAUCAAUGUCUUGUAUGAAUUCAUGAGAGAAGGGCUCAUAUGGCCCUCAGCCAAACAAAUUAGAAAUAGCUUGCCAAGCAGCUUCCCAGCAAAACAUGCAGACAUAAGAGUCAUCCUUGACUCCACAGAAUUUGACCUUGUGAGACCACAAAACUGUUCAGCUGAACCAAGUACAUCAUCUCAGUAUGAGGGGCAGAACACAGUCAAAGCCAUAAUAGGAGUAAGCCCCACUGGAGUCAUAACAUUAAUUUCAAACCCAUAUAGUAACAACACAUCUGACAAACAUAUUGUUGAAACAGAAUUUAUUGAUAAAAUUGAACCAGGUAAUGCAGUACUGGUGGAUGAAGGAUUUGACAUUGGAGACCUCCUCUUGCAGCGUGGUGCUAGGUUACAUAUCACACCUUUUGUAAGCAGAAUAGUAGAUGGUCAAGAAAAGACUCUUGAUGUGAGUGAUAUUGCUAUUCUUAUAAGUAGAGAACUUGCAUCAAAUGCUGUAGCGAGGAUGAAAACAUACAAAAUUCUGAGAAACCUCACUCCUACAUUGUGUACUUUCUUGCAUCAAAUACUUGUUGUAAUUUCUGUGUUCUGUAAUUCAGAUCCUUGUCUUGAAUAAAUAAUUAUUACUGCA